Molecule: messenger RNA, 1881 nt
Organism: Triticum turgidum subsp. durum (durum wheat)
Lineage: Eukaryota; Viridiplantae; Streptophyta; Magnoliopsida; Poales; Poaceae
Source: the annotation of a GenBank genome assembly
AUGGCGAUGGCAUGGCAUUCUUCCUCGGGCAUUAUCCUCCGACGAAUUCGAAGAUUAUUGACUCUAGUCUCGCUUUCCUUUAGCUUCAACUUUUCCCAGCCCGGUGGCUACGACGCCCAAAACUUCAGCUUCCAAGGCGACGCAUACUACGACUCCCAGUCUCAGACGAUCGAGCUGACGAAAGCCGGCGGGAGUCCAAACAUCCAGAACAGCGUAGGCCGGGCGUUGUAUGCGCAGCCCGUGCCGCUGUGGGAUGCCAUCACCGGAGAGCUGGCCCGGUUCACCACCUCCUUCACCUUCGAAAUCAAGGUAAACAGUGAACUCAGUGGCGAUGGCAUGACUUUCUUCCUUGGCCAUUACCCUCCGACGAGCAUUCCCGAUCCCCUCGACAAUGGCCGGAACCUCGGCCUCUUCAACAAAAGCGUCGGCACGGUGGCGACCGGCGACAACCGAGUCGUGGCGGUUGAGUUCGACACGUUCUUGAACGUUGAGUCCGACAACAGCGACAGCCACAUGGGCAUCGACGUCAACUCCAUCAUCUCCCGGGCGUACACCAACGUGGCCGUGCCUGGAAAGAACCUCACAUCGAACCUCCCAAUGACUUGCCACAUCAGCUACAUCAACACAAGUGUUGACCUGAGGCAGAUGCUGCCUAGUGUGGUGGCCAUUGGCUUCUCGGGUGCUACUGGCGUGGCUGUCGAGCAACACCAAAUAAUGUCCUGGUCAUUCAACUCCACCUUGGAUCCGUCGCCUCCACGGAGGAACCCCAAGAUUCCGUGGAAACUACUAGUAGAGGCAACCGGACCAGUUACCAUUUUUUUGGCGAUUGUGUGCAUCUUUGUCGGCGUCCGACGACGGCAACUAUGCACGAGAAAGAAGCAUUACAGAGCUCUCGCCAGAGGCCUUGAACAUUUUGAUUAUCAUAAGCUAGCACAUGCAACCAACAAAUUCUCACAGGAGAACAAGCUUGGGCAAGGAGGUUCCGCCUCUGUUUAUCAGGGCCAACUGACAAAUAGACAUGUGGCCAUAAAGAGAUUCAGGCCAGUAGCAUCCGGCGAAGGGAGGAAGGCGUUCGAGGACGAACUCAGGAUUGCCAGCGGCCUGAGGCACAAGCACCUAGUCGAAUUGAUAGGCUGGUGCUACGAUCGCAAGAGGAACCCGAUUGAGUUCAUAUGCUGGUGGUGGGACGACAAGUACACACGUCUCUUUCUUGUGUAUGAGCUUUUGCCACAAGGUAGCCUCGAUCAACACCUACACAGGGGCAAAAGUUGGUUACCAUGGUCCAAGAGGUAUGAGAUCAUCCUCGACCUAGGCUCUGCACUGCAAUACCUCCACGUAGAUUGUGAGCAAGGCCAACAAUGUAUCGUGCACGGUGAUAUCAAGUCUAGCAAUGUGCUCCUUGGGUCUUCAUACGGUGCGAAGUUGGGUGACUUCGGCUUGGCAAGGUUUGUUCACCAUGAAACUGGUUCACAGACCACAGAUGUUCUGCAAGGCACUUAUGGAUAUAUAGACCCUGUGUUCCUUGACACCUGCCAACGGAACAGGCAGUCAGACAUAUACAGUUUUGGCAUUGUCCUACUAGAGAUGGUCUCUGGAAGGGAUCCAACAAUGUGUCUCCAUGAUAGGCCUCCAUUGUCAUCAUGGGUAAGGAGUUCGUACCAUAGGAAUGACAUCCUGGACGCCGCAGAUGAGAGGCUGAUAAGCGGCGAGUCCAAUGUCGCGCGUCAACAGAUGGAGCACAUGUUACUCAUCGGGCUCUUGUGCGUGCAUCAGGACCCGAGCAUACGGCCGUCCAUCACCCACACCAUGGAAGCCCUGCGAUCGGAGGAGCUGACAUUGGACAUUGUUCCCCUAGCACCGGUGACACUCUCGCUGCCAUAG